AAGUAUAAGAACAUUGCAGAGCACUACCUCGUGGGAGUUACCGGUCGCGACGAAGAAGAUCAGAUCCCGCCACAACUUUUCGUCAUGGAUAUGACUAAUGGAAAAGCAAACACCUUUGUCAAGGGAAUUGAAAAUCCCCACUCAUUAGCGAUCUCUGAUGAAGGAACAGUAUAUAUUGCGCAAAUGCACCCGAAUCAAAUAACCCAGAUCUCCCUUCCUGAUCAAGCAUGA
Strongylus vulgaris is the source of this 231-nucleotide messenger RNA. NCBI's taxonomy places the organism in Eukaryota, Metazoa, Nematoda, Chromadorea, Rhabditida, Strongylidae. The record is from the annotation of a GenBank genome assembly.